This is a messenger RNA of Ictidomys tridecemlineatus (thirteen-lined ground squirrel), 956 nucleotides long. NCBI's taxonomy places the organism in Eukaryota, Metazoa, Chordata, Mammalia, Rodentia, Sciuridae. The record is from RefSeq and is a predicted model, not a curated record.
UGUGUGCUGUGGGACCAUGGGCCAAUGAGUUUCCCUUUCAGAGCCUCAGUCAGCAUCCAUAAAACAAGAUCAUGACUGUGGCCCUCAUGGAGUUAUUGUGAGGACUAAGUCAGAUCCUGCAGGUGACUGUGCCGCCCAGUGUCUGGCUCACAGUAAGGGACAGUUACAAAGAAUAGCAAUGGCUCUGGAGUAUUCAGAGGGAGCACCCCUCCAGCCUUGGAGAAAGGAGGAUGUGGGAGGGCAUUAAAAACCAUAUAUCCUGAUUGAGCAGACAGGGAAACUGAGGCCCAGGGAGUGGAAGGGCCUUUGCAGAGGACACAGAGCACCUUGGAGGCAGCAGGACCUGGAGUAAAACCUCCUUCUGGACCUCCCUGGGAGACCAGAGUCAAAUGGGGGUCAUAGGCGGGAGUGGGCCCUUUAAAUACUAAGCUCCACCUUUGCUCAGAAGGGGCUCUAGGGAGUAUAAAAGGGGGUGCAGCUCCUUUGCUCCACAAAACACUGCUGCUCCUGCCCACAGGUCCCCAGGCCCAGCCCCCCUCCAGCCGGCCCCUGCCAUGGAGCUGCCACCCUUUGACAUGUGGAAGGACUACCUCAACCUGAACCAGGUGGUGCUGACUCUGACCCAGAGCAGGAGCCAGAGGCUGGAGGCAGAGGAACUUGAGGAGCAGGGACCUGGCCCCCAGCUGGGGCAGGAUCAGGGGCUGGGGACUGCCCUCUGCAACUUCUGCAAGCACAAUGGGGAGUCCCGCCACGUCUACUCCUCACACCAGCUGAAGACAGCCGAGGGCGUGGUGCUGUGUCCCAUCCUGAGGCACUACGUGUGUCCCCUGUGCGGCGCCACCGGGGGCCAGGCCCACACUCUCAAGUAUUGCCCUCUCAAUGGCAACCAGCAGUCCCUCUACCGCCGCAGUGGGCGCAACUCAGCCGGCCGCAAGGUCAAGCGCUGAGGACCAUGA